Acaulospora colombiana is the source of this 441-nucleotide messenger RNA. NCBI's taxonomy places the organism in Eukaryota, Fungi, Glomeromycota, Glomeromycetes, Diversisporales, Acaulosporaceae. The record is from the annotation of a GenBank genome assembly.
AUGUAUAGCCAACAACACGACGAUGUUUCGCCUACACGCCAUCAACAAGCUGGUGCACCCAUGAGAACCGGAUAUCAUAGCCCUGGACGUGGUGAAUAUUCUCCUCCACUUUCAGACGGAUAUUACACCGCACCUCCAUUUCAACAAAGUCAUAUGCAUUUAUACCAUCCGCCUCCGCGUCAUUACGUUCCAUAUCCCAAUAUACCGCCUCAAAUCCCGCUUCCUAAUGAAUACUCAGAACAGAGUCAUAAACAGACUUCAAAACCCGAUAUCAUCGGUGUCUCAAAUUCUUCAAAUAUUCAUGAAAAUAAUAAAAAUAAAUCAUCAAAUUCUGUAAAAAAUUCUACACCACCAGCAUUGAAUAGUAAGGCAAAAUUUAAAAAGGAACGUUUCGGAUUUUUUGACACACAAACUAUUGAAGAUGACAAGAGGUAUGCUUGA